GGAGCAGGUCAAUCAUAACGUGAAUUACAGCACUUCAGGAUUAGAUCGGGCCAGAGCGCAGCACUCGGCACAAGACAGCAGCUAUAGCAGAGUAUAGUACCUGCGAGCACACGCACAAAAAAAAAACUGAAACAGCGAAAGUAAGAGAGUGCUGAACUGCGGGAUAUAAUCAGUCACAAAAAUACGAGUCACCAAAAAGAGGAAAAACGGGAGUUUGUCAUGGACCUAGAAGACGUGGAGAGGAUUAUUCACAGUAUUAAGCAAGGUGAUCAGGACGCCAUCCUGGCGCAGCUCCAGAAAUAUAACGACGAGUAUUCCCUGUGCUUUUUCUUCAACGCAGAAGAGAGAGAGAAAAGGAAGCAACGUGAACUGGAGGAGUUCAGGCGCAAUAAAAUAAGAGAGUAUGUCCCUGACUCCGAUUCCGACAUUGACUCGGAGGACGCUGAGGACCCAGACCUCAUUCUAAGAGAGAAAUUGGCGGCCGCCCUGAUCCAGUUCGUAAGGUCCCUGUGCCAGCCGCGGAUCCUUAAGGUGUGCUUGCGCACCCUGCGCAUUCUGUCCAGGGACAGGCAGGCCCUGGGCCCCUUGCUGGCAGACAGUGCGCUGCUCACACUGGCCCGAUUGGGCGGCAUAAGUGCCCUCCCCCAGUCCGAGGUGGCAGAGGAGGGCAGUGACACAGACCCCUGGUGUGAGAUUGGCGGCGGUGGUCACUCUGCCAAUUCUGCUGACACAGAAUGCACUGUGGAAGUGGAUGGUGGUGGCACUGCUGAUGCUGAGGUUGACAGCUUCAUCUCCCCAGCUGAUGAUCCCAGCACCAGUUUAGAAACUGGUAACACUGAGAUCCAGUCGCCUGGGUCAGAUGUGAGCCACAAGAGUCAGGUACAGGAAGCCAGAGAGCCGCACGCUGUCGGAUACGGCACAGUGGAUGCUCAUGCCAUGGAGGUAGACCACAGCUAUGACGUCCCACAUGCCAGAAGGAACACCCAUGGGUGUCUCCUCCGAGGAAAGAGGGACCGCAUGGCGAAGGGGGACGAUGAGGAGGACAUGGAGGAGAGCGAGGUGUGGAGAAAGGAGGCAAUGAAGACUCUAUGCAACAUUGUCUACAACAGCCACUGGGCACAGGAGAGAGCCAGCGUACUGGGUCUAUUGUCAGGUUUAUCAGACCGACUUGUGCAAGGAAUUCACACUCUAGCACCUCCCUGUGGACAAUUUUAUGAACUGCGCCUCAUAUUUCUCCUGACGGCACUGAGGCCAGAGCUGAGAGCCCAGCUUCAAAAGGCAGGGGGCGUGUCCCUGCUAACGACUGCUCUGGAGCAGUGUUUGUUGGUGCAAUGGAAAGGUGAUCAUCACGUGCUGCUGGACCACACAUUACCUCCAGUCUCUUUGGAGCGAUCCCAGUGUGCCAUCGAGAUUCUGAAGAUCCUGUUCAACAUCAGUUGCUGUAUUCGCAGGCAGCCGCUCAACCAUGAAGGCACUACCCUCUAUCGCCACCUUGCUGCUAUUCUGCGUCACUGCAUGUUGUUGUCCUGUGCGACGCAGGAGAGGACAGAGGAACUGCAGAGCCACACAGUAAACCUGCUCUCUGCCCUCCCCUUGGAAUAUCUGGACGUGCUGCUGUCUGUGCCCCCGUCUGAGGGCUCACUGGAAUGGGAGGGCUUUAACAUGGACUGUGUCCAUAGCCUGCUUCUCUUUAUGGAGCGACACCUGCGGAGGAAUGAUAAAUUAAAGGAGAGACUGACACCGGUACUUAAUCUUCUAACUGAGAGCUGCCGGGUCCACAGAGAAACACGACGUUAUCUCAGGAAACAGAUCCUGCCCCCCCUGCGAGAUGUAGCCACUAGGCCGGAGCAGGGGGAGACUGUGAAGAGCAGGCUGGUCAGGCUGAUGACCCAUGUAGACACGGACGUCAAGCACUGCGCUGCCGAGCUGCUCUUUGUGCUCUGCAAGGAGAAUGUGAGCAGGUUUGUCAAGUACACCGGCUAUGGUAAUGCGGCAGGCCUGCUGGCUGCCCGGGGCCUGCUGGGAGCCAGGGGAAUGUUGGGAGUCCUGGUACACGGGACGAGUGGGCGGUACUCCAGCGACUCUGACUCUGAGACCGACGAGUACAGGCAGGCCAAGGGGAGGAUCAACCUGGUGACCGGGCGUGUGGAGGACAACCAGGCAGACCCAAUGGAGGGUAUGACUGAGGAGGAGAAGGAGGAAGAGGCCCGCAAGCUCUUCCACAUGUUCAGCAGGCUGACUCGCAACAAGAUUAUUGAGCCAGUGAGCGUGACUGAGGACGGGAGGCUGGCACCGCUAUGUGAACAGCUGAGGGAUGAUUCGUCAGCAGGGGACGACAGCGAAGGGGACACACGUUAAGGGCAUGGACUCAUGUCUACAUGUUCUACCUGAAGUGUUUUUUAAAAAAAAGAUACAUGAAGUGGAAGGAGAGAUCCACUGAAAACACUAUGAAAGAAAGAUUAGGGUUAUAAUGGAUCCAUUCCAAGGUUCUACUCUUAUCUAGUAAAGCUAACUAAAAUUUAAUUACUAUAAAAGUUUAAUGCAUGAGAGAAUACUG
Messenger RNA from Paramormyrops kingsleyae, 2557 nucleotides. Its product is annotated as chaperone Ric-8A-like. Gene Ontology annotation, biological process: G protein-coupled receptor signaling pathway. Gene Ontology annotation, molecular function: G-protein alpha-subunit binding; guanyl-nucleotide exchange factor activity. NCBI's taxonomy places the organism in Eukaryota, Metazoa, Chordata, Actinopteri, Osteoglossiformes, Mormyridae. The record is from RefSeq and is a predicted model, not a curated record. Gene Ontology annotation, cellular component: plasma membrane; cytoplasm.